Messenger RNA from Oreochromis niloticus (Nile tilapia), 1209 nucleotides. Its product is annotated as hepatocyte cell adhesion molecule-like. Gene Ontology annotation, cellular component: membrane. The transcript has 5 exons. The record is from RefSeq and is a predicted model, not a curated record. NCBI's taxonomy places the organism in Eukaryota, Metazoa, Chordata, Actinopteri, Cichliformes, Cichlidae. Bases 116 to 961 code for a protein of 281 amino acids.
AGGCUGAUCGACAGGACAGAACAAACGGACUGCAGUCUGUUCAGAGUAAAACACACACGUUUGGUUUUGAGGGAAAAAGUUUGACAGCUGCUGAUUGGAUCAACAGUGAGGAGACAUGGAAGCUGUAGUUGGACUGUUGUUGAUGAUGUGCGGAGUGUCUCAUGGUGUGGAAACUUACUGUGAUGGCAGACAGGAUGGAGCUCAGUGUUAUGGAGCUUUGGGAGGAACUGUGAACAUCCAGCUGAUGGACAGCACCUCAGAAAUACCUCGAUACCAAUUGUCAAAGAAUUCAUUAAAAAUACUAGAUGUGAAAAAGAAAAAUGUUAUUACUAAAAUCAAAGAACAGAGAUGUCUAAUUUUUCCAGGUAAUGGAACAUUUAGGCUUAGUAAUCUGAAAAGGAAUGACAGUGGUAGUUAUACCCUUCAAACCUUUAAUUCAGAUGGAAGAACAUCAGGCGAGUGGACUUUACAGUUGUUUAUUCAAGCUCCUGUGUCCUCUGUCCUGCUGGUCUCUGAGUGUCUGUCCCAGGGAGAGAGGAGGGUGUCCUGCUCCUCUGAGGGAGGGGACAGUCCUCAGUACAGCUGGACUCUGGAUGGACGCACACUGACAGAUGCUGAGCUCCUUUCUGUAAACAAUGAAACUAACAUCAUCACUCUGAAACAGCACGUCUCAGGAUGUCUGGUCUGCUCAGUCAGGAACAACGUCAGUAAUGUCUCCAAAGAACAGAAGAUAUCUACCUGUGGAGCAGGUCUUUUGCCACUGGUUUUUUUGCCAGUGAUCGGUGGUGUCAUCUCAGCGGUGGUCAUUUUCUUAUUUGUCGGUGUAGCGGUCAUCUGUACUCAGAGAAGAAAACCAAACAAUAAGUCCACAAAACACAAAGUAGUACAAAAUGACUAUGAAGAAAUGAUGUCAUUGUCAUGUAGCAGCAGAGGAAGCAAGUGGAGAAAAGAGGGCCGGUGAAGUAACCAAGUAAAGGUUUCGCCUUUUUCCUAUCAGAGAAAUACACAUCAUCAAAUCUCGUGAAUAUUGUCUUCUUUUGUUGUUGUUGCUUUCACUGCACUUUUUUAUUAUAACGGGGGAAAAUUCCCCCAGUCUUAGAUUGUCUCUAGGUUUAAUUAAAAGCACUGUGUUACACAAAUACUGUGAAUGUUUUCUGUACUUGUCUUCUCUUGAAGCUGUGAUACAAUAAAGGUUUUUGAGUCAUUGUA